AUGAUCUUUAGAGUUAGUUGGGACAGCAAUUCAUUUAUAGUGCUUGCAUAUUAUUUAAGUAUUAAGGACAUGCAUAGGAUCGUAAUACGAAAAGGUGAUUACACCAAAUGCAAUCAAUGUAAAAUCGCUUUAACCGAAGUAUUAUCAGCUGAACUGAAUCUGUUGAAUUUUCUACACCCCAAAAAUUUAAUUAAGUUUUCGACUCUUUUUCUCCCAUCACAUCAACAUCAAUGGCUGACAGUGACUACGAAGUUCGAAGCGAACAAGACUAAAGUUUUAAAUAGAUAA
Molecule: messenger RNA, 288 nt
Organism: Clunio marinus
Lineage: Eukaryota; Metazoa; Arthropoda; Insecta; Diptera; Chironomidae
Source: the annotation of a GenBank genome assembly